AUGGCGAUUGGGUAUAUCCUAGGUCUUCUUGCCCAGACUCGUUUGGGCAUUGCGUCUGAAGCCUCCAUAACAGCGGGCUGCAGUCAAGCGUGCUCUCAACUGAUGAACGAGUUCGGCUCUGCUGUCCAUCUCGGUAGCAACGAUUCUUCCUUCGCGAUAUGGGACAUCAAGCAGCAGGAAGUUCUUCCCGCCUGCCGCGUAGAGCCGACAACCGCUUCUCAGGUCUCAAGAGUCGUUGAGAUCACCGUCGAUAACUGGUGCCGCUUCGCGAUCAAGGGUGGCGGACACAUGACAAAUUUGGAUGCCUCCAACUCAGUCGGCGGCAUCACAAUCGACUUGCACCUCAUGGACCACAUUGAGAUCUCAGAAGACCGAACCAAAGCUAACCUUGGACCUGGCCAUAUUCUUCGUGAUGCCUAUUUGGCACUGGAGAAGCACAAUCUCACGAUGGUGGGCGGAAGAACGGCGGAUGUCGGGCUCCCAGGAUUCACGAUCGGCGGUGGACUCUCUGAUCUUGGACCGCAAUACGGCUUAGCCGUGGAUAACGUUUGGGAGUAUCAGCUCGUACUCCCCAAUACUACCAUUGUCAACGUCUCGGAGACUGUCCACCCGGACCUGUACUUUGCUUUGCGCGGAGGCGGUAAUAACUUCGGUAUCAUAACCAACUUCCGUUCACGACUUGUACCGCAAGGGCAGAAGUGGGGUGGUGCAAGGACCUAUCAUAUCAACUUCACCGAUCAGCUCGUCGAUCAGUCUUAUCAACUCGCGACGAACUUGGCUACCGACACAUACAUGUCCUUCUGGAGUCGCAACUCUUACGAUGUUGCCACCGACCGGUUCAGCAUGAGUGUUUCGCAGGCCUACUAUGAUCCCGUCGUUGAACCGCCGGUUUUCGCUGAGUUGAACAAGAUCCCAUAUGAGACGAGCAAUCUUCGCGUAGACUGGAUGAGCAACCACAGUCUCGAUAGCGUCUCUCCUCAUGGAUUACGUCGCGUCUAUGCUUCCAUCACGUUCCGCCCCUCCCGGGUUUUGCACAAGCAAUUGAUCAACAUCUACUCGGAAGAGAUUGAGGGUGUCAAGACCACUCCAGGUCUUUCGUCGUCGCUUGUUGUCCAGGCGUUGCACAAGAAUGCCAUCGAUGCCAUGAAAGUUAGGGGAGGAAAUGCUCUUGGCGUCGAGUCUGACGGGCCACUGAUGAUUGCGCUUCUCACUCUUGGAUGGUCUAACUCGGAGGACGAUGCGGCCAUGUAUGCCUAUGCCGACCGAAUCAUCAACCGAGGCAAGGCUGAAGCCGAGUCAAUGAAUCUGUUCCAUCCUUGGCUGUACAUCAACUAUGCGAAUCACAAUCAAGACCCGUUUUCGGGAUACGGAGAGAAGAAUAAGAACAGGCUCCGAGAGAUCCAGAGAACAAUUGAUCCGCGGGGAAUCUUCACUUCCAAAGGCCUUGUUAGAGGAUCUUUCAAGCUGAAUUAA
Colletotrichum fioriniae is the source of this 1473-nucleotide messenger RNA. RefSeq lists its product as uncharacterized. Gene Ontology annotation, molecular function: FAD binding. NCBI's taxonomy places the organism in Eukaryota, Fungi, Ascomycota, Sordariomycetes, Glomerellales, Glomerellaceae. The record is from RefSeq and is a predicted model, not a curated record.